AUGGGAUCAAACAGUUGGUUCGCCACCCGCCAAUACACGGAUCUUCCACGCUCGCAUGGAAAACCACCAUUGUCGCACGUGGGACCCCCAAAAAAGCUGACUUGUUCUAUGCCCCAUCCUAUGGUGGCCUCCAUGUUUCAUGGAAGUUCCUUGAGCCUAAUCAUGAGGUAUGCAACCUUAGCCCUCGAAUUGUCUGAAUAUAUUCGUAAACAACCAUGGUGGCAAAGAAGUAAUGGAAUCGACCAUUUCUUGGUUGUUGGAAGGACUGAUGGUGGAGUUGAAUUUGGCGCAACCAGGGCCACCAGUACAAAACAUGUCGGUGCUUAUUGUAGAAAGGAACCCUUGGCAAGGGCCAAACCACCAUG
Messenger RNA from Ilex paraguariensis (yerba mate), 365 nucleotides. NCBI's taxonomy places the organism in Eukaryota, Viridiplantae, Streptophyta, Magnoliopsida, Aquifoliales, Aquifoliaceae. The record is from the annotation of a GenBank genome assembly.